Molecule: messenger RNA, 702 nt
Organism: Staurois parvus
Lineage: Eukaryota; Metazoa; Chordata; Amphibia; Anura; Ranidae
Source: the annotation of a GenBank genome assembly
AUGAUGCCUUGCUUCCACACGAGUCCCAGCACCGGAAAUCUAGCCGACUGCAAAGAGUGUAAACCAAGGAAAAACGGAUAUACCAAGGACACUGAAACGGAAAUGAAGCUACAAGACUCUCCCAUGAAGAUUGCUCCCAUGGAUCAGGACCGAAACAGUGAAGCCCGGGUGCUCAGCUGCAAUCUGAAAAAUAACCCUGGCAAUCUUUCCUUGGUAUCUGACUUUGUGAUGGAAAACCGAGGUGCCAUAAUACGUCCACCAGACAACGAAGUCAUGAGUGAUAUGUACAUACGUAUCUGUGGACUGGACGGCACAGUGUACUCCGGCGAGCAGUAUAAGCUUGAGGUUUGGGGAGAGGUUUACCUUCCUGAACCAACCAAAAUGGAAGUCCUUGGCAUCCUGGAGAGCUCAGAAGGCAUGCCUACAUUCCCACAGUGGAUAGUUCUUAUGGGAGAAGAUGGGCAUGUGUUUGGCUAUGAAGAUGAAGUGCUUUAUGUAUUUGCCAGCAGUCUAGAAGAGCUUCUACAAAAAGGCUUUAAUACUGACAUAAGCUAUGACUACCCAGAUGACCGCAGCGAUGAGGAAGAGGAAGACUCUCAGGAAGAUGAAGAAAUCCAGAGACUAAUACAGAAGACUGAUGAAUUCAUUAACAGUAAAGCAAAUAACUUUACCAGGUUCUUGAAGUUGCAGCUUAAGGUAUAA